AUCCGCGGCGAGAAGGAUCGGCGGUGAGAAGGAGAGCGACAAGAUCCACAGCGAUGAUCGACGACGACAUUGAAGAAGUCCCAGACGAGAAGGAGAUGACCCCUGUGGACACUGCUCGACGGCAAAAAGAAGAUCUUCACGACUACAGGACGCCGGACCUCCCAAGAGGCGAUAGGGAUCCCCGACGAGAAGGAUCCACGGCGAGAAGGAGAGCGACAAGAUCCACAGCGAUGAUCGACGAUGAUUUUGAAGAAGUGGAAGACAAGGAGGACAGCGAAGAAACGGGCGACCACGCGAUCGCUGUGCGGCGCGACGACGAGAAAAUGCAGAGGGCGCCCCGCGUGGAUGUCGUCGCUGUGCGCCGUGUGCGCCGACCUUCAGUGCUGGAGAAGCCGCAAGCGGACGACCUUUGUGGUGAAGGAGGCGCAAACGCAUCGAAAGCAUGGAGCAGACGAACGGGCCCCGAUGUCGAUUCCUCGCCUGCCGUCAUUGUUGACAGUGACACGUACGACAACAACUCUCCAGACCUCCUUCGCGCACACUCCCUUCAACUGUUGCCACGACCAAAAUUUCCUCGACACGAACGGUGACACCCCCGUCCACCUCAAUCCUCGAACAACAUAACCCCUUCAACAACUGGCCCUCUCGCUGUGGAGACCGCAAAUGCAGCACAUAGUACUCUCCUGGAAAACAAAGUGCAACAACUAAA
Messenger RNA from Chara braunii, 709 nucleotides. The record is from the annotation of a GenBank genome assembly. NCBI's taxonomy places the organism in Eukaryota, Viridiplantae, Streptophyta, Charophyceae, Charales, Characeae.